This is a messenger RNA of Oncorhynchus keta (chum salmon), 7008 nucleotides long. Its product is annotated as forkhead box protein P1-B-like. Gene Ontology annotation, cellular component: nucleus. Lineage: Eukaryota; Metazoa; Chordata; Actinopteri; Salmoniformes; Salmonidae. Gene Ontology annotation, biological process: regulation of transcription by RNA polymerase II. Gene Ontology annotation, molecular function: RNA polymerase II cis-regulatory region sequence-specific DNA binding; DNA-binding transcription repressor activity, RNA polymerase II-specific. The record is from RefSeq and is a predicted model, not a curated record.
UCACGGACUCGGAACAUCAGAAAAUAACAACAUCCAAAUCCGCGAUUCCGUUUUCUUUUAUAGCGCAUUAAAUUGUAUUAACAUUAGAAGGAGCUCGCUCUCGUAUUUGAGACAGAAGGUGUUGUGAAACUCUAGAUUAUUCUCCCUGUAACGGCGCUCUCCGUGAAUGCAGCAGAGAUAUCUUCUCGUAGUUAAAGUUAGUCCCCCCAAGCGGAGUAAUAUUGUUAGUAUUUACAGUGUGGUUGUUGCAUGCUUUCUUGGUACACAAGAUCGCGUGUACAGUUCAUUAUCUUUAGCACAGAAUUGUCUACUGCGUCCACCUACCAUUGUCGAUUCCGUGUCAUCUGUGAACUGCUGAUGAUCCCGCCUCCAAAGAACCUAAGCUGAAUUCUCAUUGGAAGAAUGGAGCGCCGGUCUUUCCUACACGAGUGAACACGCCAAGAGACUCCAGUGGUGACCCCCUUUGGAGACAGAAAUCAAAGGCAAGGAGGCUGAAGUCACUACGCUGGAACUGAAGAUUGCUUUAAACAAGCAAUUCCUUCUAGAAGGUUUUGAAGUCAUGAUGCAAGAAUCUGGGACAGAGGCGACAAGCAACGGUCCGGCCAAUCAGAACGGAGCAGCGAGCGUGGAGGGCGGAGCCAGGGACGCGAGGCCCGGGAGCGUGACGACCCCGUCGGCAGCUGAUCUGAUCCAUCUCCAGCAGCACCAGGCUCUCCAAGUGGCUCGACAGAUCCUUCUACAACAACAACAACAACAACAACAACAACAGCAGCAGCAACAGCUGCAGCCUCAGCAAGGCACCGGUCUAAAAUCCCCCAAAGGCAGUGAGAAGCAGCCAAGUCUACAGGUUCCAGUCUCAGUGGCUAUGAUGACACCCCAGGUAAUAACUCCCCAGCGGAUGCAGCAGAUCCUCCAGCAGCAGGUGCUGAGCCCUCAGCAGCUCCAGGUGCUCCUGCAACAGCAGCAGGCACUCAUGUUACAACAGCAGCAACUCCAAGAGUUCUACAAGAAGCAGCAGGAACAGCUCCACCUCCAGCUCCUCCAGCAGCAGCAUGCGGGCACGCAGAGUAAAGAGCAGCAGCAGCAGGCCCAGCGUUUGGCCUUCCAGCAGCAGCUCAUGCAGGUCCAACAGCUCCAGCAGCAGCACCUGCUCAACCUCCAGAGACAAGGCCUGCUCACCAUCCAGCCUGGACAGACCACCUUGCCCCUGCACUCGCUCACUCAGGGCAUGAUUCCAGCGGAGCUUCAGCAGCUGUGGAAGGAGGUGACGAACGUGAAGGAAGAGAACAGCAGCAGCAACAACAACAGCCACCGCGGCCUGGACCUGUCCUCGCCACAACCCCCCAAGAACCCCCUCCUCAACCAACACGCCUCCACCAACGGACAGUACAUGAGCCACUCUCUGAAGAGAGAAGGAUCAACGCUAGACGACCACCACCACUCUCACCACAGUCACCCACUCUAUGGGCAUGGGGUUUGCAAGUGGCCUGGAUGCGAGGCGGUAUUUGAGGACUUCCAAUCAUUCCUAAAGCAUCUCAACAAUGAGCACGCCCUGGACGACAGGAGCACAGCACAAUGUCGGGUGCAAAUGCAGGUCGUACAGCAGCUGGAACUACAGCUGGCGAAAGACAAAGAGCGUCUGCAAGCCAUGAUGACGCAUCUCCACGUCAAAUCCACUGAGCCCAAACCCACCCCACAGCCACUCAACCUGGUGUCCAACGUCACCCUGUCCAAAACAGCCCCCCCUGAGGCCUCGCCUCUGAGCCUGCCCCAGACCCCAACCACACCCACGGCCCCCCUGACUCCCCUGUCCCAGGCCUACUCCGUCAUCACCCCCAACAGCCUCCACCACAGCGUGGGCCCCAUGCGCCGGCGCUACUCUGACAAGUACAACAUGCCCAUUUCCCCAGAUAUUGUCCAGAACAAAGAGUUCUACAUGAAUGCUGAAGUCAGACCUCCCUUCACAUAUGCCUCACUUAUACGCCAGGCUAUCCUUGAAUCACCGGAAAAACAGCUAACACUAAAUGAAAUUUACAACUGGUUCACACGAAUGUUUGCAUAUUUCAGGCGCAACGCCGCAACAUGGAAGAACGCAGUCCGGCAUAAUCUUAGUCUUCACAAGUGUUUUGUGCGAGUAGAAAACGUUAAAGGGGCUGUGUGGACAGUGGAUGAACUAGAGUUCCAAAAGAGAAGGCCACAAAAGAUCAGUGGAAGUCCAGCAUUAGUGAAGAACAUCCAGACCAGCUUGGGUUAUGGGCCAGCUCUCUCUGCAGCCUUCCAGGCUUCAAUGGCAGAAAACAACAUACCUCUAUACACUACUGCUUCCAUUGGAAGUCCCACCCUCAACUCCCUGGCGAAUGCCAUCCGAGAGGAGAUGAACGGAGCGAUGGACCAUGGAAACAGCAACGGCAGUGACAGCAGUCCAGGACGCUCUCCCUUGCCAGCUAUGCAUCACAUUAAAGAGGAACCGCUGGACCCGGAGGACCACGAAGGCCCCCUCUCCCUUGUGAUGACGGCCAACCACAGUCCAGAUUUCGGUCACCACAGAGAUUACGAUGACGACCAGGGCCACGAUGACAUGCUGUAAGGCCAGGCCCCCAGAGGCAGAACUAACCUUAGUCAUCUGUGAGAUGCCACGACGUCACAGAUAACACAGAUACAAGACUGCAGUCUCAGCCCUCUGAUGACAGCUAUCAAAUGUUUCCAAUUGACUUUUAGUGCCAUUAAAUACAUAGUGAAAAACACAAGAACGAGAAUACGUCUCACUUGGGAGUAUUUUUGAUUUAUAUCUACUUUUUGGUUUAAGUGAACGAAAAAAAAAAGACAUUUCUACUCAACAUGCGUUGGAUGGACAUGUUUGGUACUGGGGACUUCUUGGUUAGUGUGGUGAUUUAAAAUCCAGGAUGGACUUGGACCUGCACUGUGCAGCCAGUAUGGACUGCAUGCAGCCCACUCAACCACACUGAGCACGGACUGCUGAGGGGUUCUCUGUCUUUUUCUCUCUCACACACACACACACACACACACACACACACACACACACACACAUACGCCCAUAUGCCCAUAAACUUAAGAGAUAUUGACUGACAUUUAAUUUACACUGUGUGUGUGUGUGUGUGUGUGUGUGUGUAUAUUUUGUUAAUUGUCACUGCCUUCAAAACUUCAUUGGUUUGCUUCCAUCUAGGGUGGGAGGGAUGUUUUUUGGUGUGUUUUGAGGGUGAGGGGUUUAAAAUCUAAAUGUAUGUCUUUUUCAUUGUACAUUGCUCUUUAUCGCUUUUGAUUUCUUUAACUGAUCAGACCUCAUGCCCGUGCUGUGGAGAUUCUGGAUGGUCAGCACUUGAUGAAUGCUUAUAUGAUUUCCUUUCAUGUUGUCUCCAUGUUGUUGUUUUUUACAUGAAGCAGAAUGUCAAAAUACCAAGUAGUAUUUUUCUGUCAUUUAUUCCACAUGCUUCAGAAUGCCACCUCCCUGACAUGUAGCCCAUCCCCCCAAGCUCAUGAAGUCCGUCUGCAAUGCACUACUCGUAAUGAAGGCUCUCUCCACGCAUCAAUGAAGUUUAAUUUAAGAUGGGAAUGAAUGACAGAGAAAUCAUGCAGGUUAUGAUUUAUCCUCAUGAAAUGAUGUCUGAGAACAGCCCUUCACGGCAGUGCAUGUUAGCUGCAUCCACAUUUCUGAUCAUUCACAAGCUCCCAGUUUUAGAAAGAAAAUGAAAUGCCAGGUGUGCAAGACAAAGAUGAUAUUUUAGACCAGAUAGUUGUGAUUCCUGAAGACAACUGUCAUCGUAGGUCAAACGUGUCUAGUCAUUUCACUCAUGGAGGGAUUGUUUGGCCAGGCUUGACGAUAUCAAAGUGCAUUCCCUAUAGUUGUCAUGUCUUUUACCAUAUGCAUGACCAGUUGGCUCUCUCAGUUCUGAGUGAUUAUUAAUAAUUACACACAUCAGAUUAAAUAUUAAUGUCCUUAAUUUCGGGAUAAUCCCAAAACGGGCAAUAAGACCUGAUCAUUGCUUCAUUCCGGUAUUUGUCAGCCAUGUUACGGCCCCAGAUGCCCACCCUUCCACAAGCGAACUGAUGAUCUGGUACAGUCGGUAGUCAACAUCAGCAGAACCCAAUGACCAAGUCAGAGUAGUGGUGUAGGCCCUGCGAUAGAGUGAAUGGGAUUGAUGCAGGGACUGUGGGGCUGUGAGGCUGAACACAAAUGGGCUUGAUCCUAGGUUUGGUAUAUUGAUAUGAAACGGAAUAUGCUCGGUCAAAGACUGACUUUUUAAAGACUGCAACCACUUUGCAUUUUUAUUUAUUAUUAUUAGUUCCGUUUUUAGUUUUACUUUUGUAUUUAGUUGUUGAUGUGUCGGAUAUCUUGUUCUGUGACUACCAAAGAUAAACUACAAAGUAAAAACGAUGUUCUCUGUUUCAUGCAAUAGCAGAUAAGGCCAAAUAUCCUCCAUUCUCUCCCAUUGGAUGUGACAGGAUCUAUUGAUGGGAGUAUAGUCUCAGCUUUGUCAAGCCAAUGGUUCAUUGAUUAGAGAGGGUGCUCCUCAAGCAGUCGGACUGUCAUCACCUUUAAAGCCAAAGGGUUGUCAUGACGAGUACAGUAGCUGCAGGACUUUGCAGUGACCAAAACCUCAAGGGAGAUGCAGAGUCAGACAAACAUUAUGACCAAAUUAGGGGAGCAUGGUCUUUGGACCAAUGAGAGGGAAAGGGAUCACUCUGUCCAUCUAUCAGCAGCAGAUUACUGUGCAACAUAAGGGGGUGGAUAAAAGGAGAUGAUGAUAAUAACAAUGCUGAUUUACCAGUAGACAGGAGAGCUUUGCAGAGAACAAUGUGAAAAAGGAUUCUUUACUUCAACUGGACCACACAAUGAUUAAAUAUUUUGUUUGUUUUUUUAUUCUUUAUGAAUUUGUACCCUUCCCAACGAUUGUAUGCCACUCUUGAGUGAGUCCUGCUAUCUUGACGGGAUUCUAGUGUUCUCUGUUAACAUUGGCACGGCUUUAUGAUUGUGUUUAGUUUCUGUCAACGUAUUACUUUUUAUAUUAAAAAACACUCCUGUCAACUAAUAAGCUGGGUACAAGGUACUUUAUGGCAGUUAUUUGAACAUUUCAUCAUGCGUUUCCUAUUGCUAAUGAAAAGGGCAAUCUGUGGUUUUCAGAAAAUGUAUUUAAUAUCCAAUAGCAGGCAGCUGUGGGAUGGGUCAGUAACAGCCGGACUGGGAUCGUGAGAACAACUCGAUCUCAUCCAAAGCCAGUCUUCUGCUGAUUUGCUUGGUAUUCUAAAGGGGGGAAAGCUGGUAGAUUAGAGCAUUCUCAGCAUGUGUAGCUUGACAUUACUAAAGAUAACAGCAUGAGAAAAAUUGUUAGUACACAGACCUCAGUUCAAACCUAUAGGGAAUGAUUAAAUUAAGAGAGAAAAAAUGUGUUUCACUCAGUUGCAUUUAGUUGUAUGUCUUGCAUGUGUAGUCUAAAACUGUAGUGAGUGAAAAAAUAUUUUUUUAAAGGCAAAAAAAAAAAAGAAAAGAUAAGAAUACAACAUUUGAGCUUGUUUAUCUUGAGGGUCUCGCGUCCUUUUUGCAAAAUCAAUCCAAACCUCAGGCCUUUUUUCAUGAAGAAAUCACCUAACUUUAUUUGAUCCCCUUUUUCACAGUCUUACUGUCAGUCGCUUGGUCGUGGGCUUUACAACAGUAGGUUGUUAGUAUAGCGCCUUGUGUCUUUUUCUUGUCGUUUUCUUUGCUUGUUUCUUUCAAAGAUCAAAAAAUGACAUGUGUGUUAUUAUUUUUGCUUUAUCACAACUGCUUUGUGUUAGCUUUAAAAAAAAAAAAGCUUUGAAAAAUUGCUGUAUGUAUUGGAAUAGCAAACUGUACUGCAAAUGUAUUUUACUUAGUAAUCCUUGCUUUAAAACGUCAUACAUGCAGACAUCUGUGCGAGAUGGGCGGGGCAGGGUGGGGGAUUAUCCCAGAUUUUGGAUUUUAAACUGUAAAAUAGGAAACAGACUUUUUCUCUGUUAUCAUUGACCUAAGGAUUUUGUACAGAUUUUGUUCUUCCUUGUGUUAAGCUGUUUUUGAUACUUCCUUUUGAUGGUCCAACCACUGCCUUCUGUGGCUAUAUGUUAAACAUUACUGCUCGGCGAAAGGGCAGACAGGUAUAUUUCCUCUACAAGACUGAGGUAUCUUGCAUGACUAAUUCCAGGGUCACAGAGAUGAGAAAUAAUAGUUAAGUGGUCAGUAAUAGUAUAAGGGUGUAUCAAUCUAAUGAUAUUUUAUAUGAAACUAAUAGGAAAAAUAAGAAAAAUAUGCAGUGCCAAGAUGUAGAGUAUUUGUUAAAUGCUUCGUUUUUAUUCCAGAGGAAUCGAUUCAUUCAUACGUACAUCAUCAGUGAUGUCAUCAUCAUCAGCCCAUCAUCAUUAGGUGAAAUACAUACCGUUUUUUUGUUAUAUUUUUAUCUCAACUGUUAUUUUUUCAUGAUAAGUAAAGCCAAGCACAUCAGGUAGCAGUCUUAAGUGGAGCUUAAAGGUUAAACGUUUGAUGUGAGUCGGACUGUACUCGUCCUUGAUAUACUGUAUGUUGAAUUUUGAACAAGAAAUAUCAACCCAAGUCGAGUAACCUUUUGACCUUGCUGUGCUCUGUGUAGGCGGCAUCAGAUUCCCCCUCAAGACACUUGUGGACAUGCUAAUUUGCCACGGUUCCAUCAAUCAUGAUCCACCCCACUGUCGUUCACCACUGUGUUGUACCAUCAUCCUCUCAACCCUUGCUUCUGGCAGAGGGAGGGAGGGAGGGAGGGAAGAGGGUACAGCAGAGCAGCUGUCACGGUGCUUUAAUGUUUCAGCAGUUAGGUUAGUUUUCUGUUGAAGCUGUAGUCUGUAGUUUUCUGUUUUAUUAACUAAAUAUUCUGCUCAUCACCUCCAUCAUCAGUCUGUAAUCUCCUCAUCAUUCCUGGUCUGUCUGAUGCAGAGUAUUCUGUUGUACAGUCAGUCUCGAUAACUGACGUAAGCAUUCUAAAAAUGCAAUAAAAUGCUGGUUGUUCA